AUGACUAUUGUACGGAUCAAGGCGUUUGUUUCAGAAAAUAUUACAUUAGAACAUCCAGAUUUUGUUAAAUGUCUUGCUGUAGCCCAUCCUUAUGUUAUUAGUGGAUCAAGAGAUGAAACAAUUAGAAUUUUUGAUAUUGGAAGUGAAGAGUUGGUUGAUAUCAUUGAAGCACAUUACGAUGAAGUUUCAUGUUUAGUGGUGAAAGGAACAAUGUUGUAUUCAGGAUCAUUGGAUGGCACUAUUAGAAAAUGGUCUAUCACUGCCAAAGAUAUUGCGGAAAGAAUUAAAAAAAAUUCCAUAAAAGAUGAUGAUGAUAAAAUAUCAGAUUCCAAGCCUUCUACUACAACAACGGAUACUCAAACAUCAUCCGUUAUGACAAUGGAAGAAGAACUUGAAUUGGAAGAAUUAUUAAGAGAUGAUGAAAUUUAA
Molecule: messenger RNA, 429 nt
Organism: Entrophospora sp. SA101
Lineage: Eukaryota; Fungi; Glomeromycota; Glomeromycetes; Entrophosporales; Entrophosporaceae
Source: the annotation of a GenBank genome assembly